Molecule: messenger RNA, 1305 nt
Organism: Alternaria atra
Lineage: Eukaryota; Fungi; Ascomycota; Dothideomycetes; Pleosporales; Pleosporaceae
Exons: 1
Coding region: 1-1305 (434 amino acids)
Source: RefSeq, a predicted model, not a curated record
AUGGCACACCAGGCACAUAUCAUUCCCUGGCAGACACUGGUCGACAAUCUGAAAUACAAGCACUGCAAUCCACGCAACCACGGCAUCACAAAUCUGUACCUGCGCAACACGAGGCCCCACCAGGAGAAGGAACUGCAGUACUUUGUCGGCGGCUUUGAUCGUGCACUGUCAAAAUAUUCCGCAAUUGAACGCAAAAAAUACGAUGUGCUCGUGGUACCCCCUCAGUUGGACGAUAAGGUUAUUUCAGAAGAUGCGAUCAAGAAGAUGGCCAGGACAGUGCUUCGAUACAAAGGCAAACUUGAUACCACACACACUUCCGACUCUCUCGGCGGUGUGCUUUCCUCAUUCGAGUGUACCACUAGACGAUUUGUAUCCGAUACAUACCCGGGAGACAGCGAAAUGUGCGACUGCAUUCACGACGCUUGUGAACAAACAAAAGCAAUGCUACUACAUGGAGAGAUGGACUCGUUAUUGCGACUGGCGGCGCACCCCUCUGUAUACUUUCACAAGUUUUGGGAUGAGAAUCAGUAUGCGAAUGCGCAGGGCUUCGGCCUAAGCAAGCUCAAAGAUUCAGCAAUUCAGGCAUACAUUUGCCUCAAUGUGAUGUUUCUCAAGCCUGAGCUGUAUAACCCAGUUAGUCGUAAGGCGUUCAUUCAGGAACAAGCCAAGGCAAACCGAACAACAUUCCAGCCGGACUUGUACGAUUAUCGGCUGACAGCAGCAUAUCAGCAUAUGUUGUUGUGCUGCACGGGUGUCUCUUACGGGCUGGGCCACUACGAAGCACACACAUAUCCACAUCGCGAAUUUUUCGGCAUACCGCGCGGCAUGCUCCAUGUCGAGUCUACCAACUUCCCAUACAAGCGCCAACCGAGGAGCCAUCUCGGGACGAUCCACAUUUCGGACCUUGUUGAUGACCAGUUCAAGGGCAUAUACAUGGCUUCAAAGGCGGAUGUUCCCAUUGUGUUGGAGCUGAUAAAAACGAUGGGGCUACCUACCGAGCUCGCUUUGCAUAUCAUGAGCAUGGCAGAUUACACGCCCGUAGGGCGAAUGUUUGUUCGUGACGAUCCACUGCAUUCCGCAAAUACAGAUGAGCUGAAGAAAUAUUUGUGCUAUUGCUGGAAGUUGCUUGUCAGGAUUGAUAUGCUAUGUAAAGCAAGUGGCCAGUGGCUAGAUUGGGAAGCUGAAGCGACAGACGCGAUAUGUACUUUGUUCGAAAUGAACAGCCCUAGUCGCCGUAAAGUACAGAAAGUUUCCCACACUGGCACUGAAUUCAGUGGACGGACACAGAAAGUUGUAUUCGUAUAA